UUACUAAUUGGGCCUAAGGCCUGUUUGAGAGAGAAGUAUAAAUAAAAUAAAAAUAGAUUGCUUGAUGGUUGCCUGGUUGGUUCGCCCUCGACUAAACUCAAAUGAAAUCAAACUCCAUCAGUUUUUUGGCUCUGCAGAGAAAAAGGAGACCAAAAGAAGGGGAGGUCGCCAUAGUCAUCGUUCUCGUUUGAGAGAGAGAGAGAGAGAGAGAAUCAGAGCUUUGAGAGAGGAGAACGAGAGAAGGAGAGAAGGUACCAUGAUUACACGAUCGAAUCUGGCGGAGCAGCUAAGGGAGUAUCAGAUUCGAUCCAAGCAUGACUGGGCCUCUGUCUCGUUCUUCUCUUCUACUUCUUCUAAUCUCGCCUCUUCCAGGGUGGAUGUCGUGGUCUUUGUAAUAUGGGAACUUGUUAUUUUAGCUUUCCUGGUUUUUUCAGUAGUCUCGUUGUACUUUAAGCACAUCCGGCUUGCUUUUAUAUUAGUUUGUAUUACGGUGUUGUUGCUUUUAUGCAUGAAAAUUACAAAGCAAGUAAGACUAGCAAGGAGAAAGAAACGAAGAAUGCUUCUCCCGUUGUCAAUGUAAAAUGGUGUCAAGUCUUGAUCUUUGGCAUGUUUCCUGUUGUCCCUUCUCUCCUUUUCCUGGAGUAGGGAUCGUGGCCAUUCUUGACCAUUUCCAUUGAUUCAGCUUCAUAUUCAUAAUUGGAUUUGUGUAACUCUUGAUUCAACCUAUAGCAAGUCAAACAAGUACAUAAUUGACGAUCUUGUGUCAACAUGUGCUUAUCCAACUUGCUGAUGUAGAUCACUAUGGGAGAUGGUGUAACUUAGUAGUGCUAGGGUAUCAUCAAGUAUCUAUAUAUUUGCAUUUCAUUUUUCUUUUCACGUUUCUGUAUACAAAGUGCUACUAAUGCAAGUUACUAUUGAGCUUUUGA
Molecule: messenger RNA, 926 nt
Organism: Arachis duranensis
Lineage: Eukaryota; Viridiplantae; Streptophyta; Magnoliopsida; Fabales; Fabaceae
Exons: 2
Coding region: 65-580 (171 amino acids)
Source: RefSeq, a predicted model, not a curated record